AUGUUUCGCGAAAAGCGGCGAAUCGUUCUAUUAAUUCUCCUCGCGAGUUUUCACUGUGCACUCGGCAAUGACGGGGCGAACAGAGCAAAUGAGAAGAGACACGGUGGUACGAAUAACUAUCAAAUGUGCCUCGAUAGCUUUGACAUUCAUAGAGAUAAGAUUAUCAAGACUCAAGACUCUCGUGACAUGGGUGCUAAGUACCUGAGUGUGUUGGACGUGGACUCUAGAUUGGAUUGUUUGAAGUAUUGCUGCGAAACCGAGCGAUGCGAUGUGUUUAUCUUCGAGGAGAAGAAACCAGGUAGUUGCUAUCUUUUUCAAUGUGGUCCACUGCAUGAUUUCAAGUGCAAAUUUACAAGACAUGCUAAUUAUACCAGUGCUGUACGCACUAGUUAUCCAAUACAGAAUGUACAAGUAGAAGAAGAGGUCAGGAUAUCUCAACAGGAGCACGAGUUAAAAUCACUUAGGAAAAGUAGCGAGAAUACAUUGGAUUAUGGAUUUACAGAGACUGCUAGCAAAUCUAUAGUCACCCAAAUACCAAAAGUAAUACUAACUACACCCACGUCGGUUAAACCAGCUUGCAGUAGAAAUCAAUACGAGUGUCGUUCAUCUAGAGACUGUAUAGCUAUAUACAACGUUUGCGAUGGCAUUCCACAAUGUACAGACGGUUCUGACGAAGCGGCUGAUCUUGUCUGUCCCACGGAAAAACCGACUGUUUCUCCAAAUAUACAAGUGCCGCAUUCGCCCGCCGAUAUUCUACGAUAUCCGCAAAUGGUCGAGCAGCGCAAGCUUCUCCCUCCAUUUUAUCCUGCUGCGCCAGAGAUUAAUCCUAAAACUUGGGAGAUAUCAAAUUUAGCCCAUCAAAUAUCACAGCCACAAAAUAUUCUGUAUCCUGGUCAACCAAUGGAGUUACCGCAAAUGCAUAAGAAUUAUGGUUCCCCAGGGUAUCAGUGGGAUUAUCAGCCUCUAUAUGAACAAAAUAAGGAGCCAUAUGUUCCUGUAAAUAAUUUCCGUGAACAAAAUAUAAAUUCUUAUGAACAACAGCCACAUAUAUUUAAUCACAAAGGUUCGAGCGUUAUAGAAAAUAAUGAAGCAGACAGAGGAGUGUACAUAGAUUCUAAGCAUCCAUAUACUUCACAUUUUCCAUCACCAAAUAAGAUACCUUGGCAAAAUAAUCCAAUACAAUUGUUACCAUCCAUUGCACCAAAUUCUCAACAUAAGCAAACUGGUGAUGUAGAAGAUUCUGCUAAAAUUACAACAACCCCUGUCUGUGAUACUUCAGAAGAACAUAGAAAUGAAUUGACACAGAAUAAAGAAUUUGUUAAAAAGGAAGAAAAAGCUGACACGCAUCUAAUACAUACAAAAGUGAGCAAACAAGUUACUGAAAAAUCAACUGUAUUAGCAAAUGACAUUACCAAACAUAAUCAUGCAAAAGAAUCAAAAGAUCAUAAAAGUAUAAUUGUAAUCGAGGAUCAUCAUAUGAGAGCACAUGAGAAAACCGACAUUAUUGCGGAACAUCUUCAAAUAAUCGAGGACGAUGUUUUAAGCCCCAAAGGAGCAGUGGUAUCAUUAUCACUAGGACUCAUAGCAACUGCGAUCACGGCUGCUUUAAUUGUUUGCCGGUUACGAGUGGUGAAACGACGUGGCAGAUGCGGACAUGGACCUUACGCGCAUGAUGCCGAUUAUUUGGUUAACGGAAUGUAUUUAUAAACAGAUAUACAAAGAGGAGAAUUGUUCUUAAUUCUAGUCACAAUCUAGUCGCUUAAAUAUAUCUAUCAUAUUUUCAUACCACAUUGUAUUUCUCCAAAAGAAAUUGCUAGACAAAAUUUCUUCAAAUAAUAAUCACUUAUCCUAAACAUAAGUGAAAUUUUGUUAUGACAUUUGCAUUGUACAAAGUUGCUAGCAUUUUAUGUUUCCAAUUACUGCUAAGCAUUUUGAUAUAUAUAUAAAAA
Camponotus floridanus (Florida carpenter ant) is the source of this 1949-nucleotide messenger RNA. RefSeq lists its product as uncharacterized. The transcript has 8 exons. The coding region runs from base 1 to 1707 and encodes 568 amino acids. Gene Ontology annotation, molecular function: protein binding. NCBI's taxonomy places the organism in Eukaryota, Metazoa, Arthropoda, Insecta, Hymenoptera, Formicidae. The record is from RefSeq and is a predicted model, not a curated record.